Cuculus canorus (common cuckoo) is the source of this 5056-nucleotide messenger RNA. It is a transcript of the gene SETD4, whose product is annotated as SET domain containing 4. Gene Ontology annotation, molecular function: protein binding; transcription coactivator activity; histone H3K36 methyltransferase activity. Gene Ontology annotation, biological process: peptidyl-lysine monomethylation; peptidyl-lysine trimethylation; positive regulation of transcription by RNA polymerase II. The transcript is spliced from 11 exons. The coding region runs from base 1265 to 2584 and encodes 439 amino acids. The record is from RefSeq and is a predicted model, not a curated record. NCBI's taxonomy places the organism in Eukaryota, Metazoa, Chordata, Aves, Cuculiformes, Cuculidae.
GGAAAGAAGAAAAUUUCAUAGUCAGAUGGACAAAGAUGUAAGUCUACCUGAAAAUGGAUUGAAGCAUUUUUUUUCUUUAAAAUCCCAUUUAGAAUUCCACUUUGAAUUAUGUAAAACUACAUCAGAGUGCACGCUAACUGUAACUUACUAAGGUAGCAUGAGAUAUUCACAGAGAAAUACACAUCUAGGGUUAAUGUUCAGAAGAAAGUCCAACCAGUGAUUAGGAAAGCUGAAAAGUCAGUCAGUCAAUGGCUAACCUUUAGUACUAAAUUAACUUUUUAGGGGAGUAAGCCCUUCUGCAUAUACACCUUACAGGAAUACCAUUUUAAUUUUUUGAGGAUAUUCCACUGGUUCAGGUCUAGCACUGAUGCAGCCAAAACUGAAAAAACUCAGACUCAAAAAAAUCAAAGGGAGGAGUGGCUUGAUCUUCAAGCAUCAGACAGAAGAACCAAUUCCAACAUUUUUCGAGGGAAACAGUGGAUCAUACACUAACAGCAGACAAUGUUUCUUCUGUUGAACACACCAUUCAGCUCCAGAUCCAAAGCUUGCUUGUUGUUUUUUCUUUUUGCAGACACUGCGCAGUUAAAGAUUCAUAAAAGGAAGUUUAAAACUCUGGUUUUGUUCACUUUUGACUUAUUUGCCAUUUCUCUUCCAAAAUAACUUCUAACUAACCAUGAACAGGCAUCUUAUGAGAAUGAAAUCUUACCCAGCCCCUAAAAGUCGACUGACUUCCCCAGGGACAGGGGCCACCUCCUGGCUCACCACCAAGGUCCCACCUCACUGAAAACCAUAAAAUGUGGUUGUAAAAGGCCUUUGACAUCAUUGAGUCCAACCAUAUCAGUCCACUACUAAACUUAUACAAGAUGUGGUUGCUAUGAUGAAAAGUGGAAUAUUUUUGAUUUAAGCUAAAGUAGAGCUAAGUUAAAUCUAAGUAAUUGUGUUCUUUGAAAGUCAGACAGAAUGUCCCCCGACAGCAUGUUUUCUUUCAGGCACUUGGUUUUCCAGACACUGUUCAUUCUUUGGAGACGAUAAUGUCUUGUGCGCAGUGUGAUGUGUGCUGAGCAGCUGUGUCUGUUUGCAGCCUUUCCCACCUGAAAUGCAGGGUCAGGCAGAGCUGGAGCCAGCUGCAAAUCAGCAACAGAUUAGACUGCUGUGAAGUUCAUAAUAACACUAAGAUCAGUCUUUGGAAAGAAUAGGCAUAAGGUUUCUGGGAGAAUUGAUCCCUGUGCAUGUUGUCUAAAUAAGGCAAAAUCUCUUUCUUAAAAUGAAGAAAAGCAGAGGCCGGACAGGUCGAAAAAGAAGAAGGAAACACUUGCAGAGUUUCAUGGAUGGAGUAAACUGCAGUCACCAACUGGAAUACAUUAUGCUUAAAAAGUGGCUGAAAGACAGAGGAUUUGAAGACAGUAAUUUAAGGCCAGCACAGUUCUGGGAUACAGGAAGAGGACUGAUGACAACAAAAGCUCUUCAGGCAGGGGAUCUGAUUAUUUCAUUGCCUGAGAAGUGCUUACUCACCACAGCCACUGUCCUUAGUAGCUGCUUAGGAGAAUACAUUAUGAAAUGGAAGCCUCCUGUGUCUCCUUUGAUAGCACUCUGCACCUUUUUGAUAGCAGAGAAGCAUGCUGGUGAGAAAUCUCUGUGGAAGCCAUAUCUUGAUGUUUUACCCAAGACGUACACUUGCCCUGUUUAUUUGGAGCAUGAUGUUGUAAGCCUUUUUCCUGAACCGUUAAGAAAGAAGGCUCAGGAGCAGAGGACGAUGGUCCAUGAGUUGUACAUGUCUUCCAAGGAUUUUUUCUUUUCCCUGCAGCCUUUGUUUGCUGAGAACACAGAAACUAUUUUUAACUACAGUGCUCUAGAGUGGGCUUGGUGCACUGUUAAUACCAGGACAAUAUACGUGAAACAUUCACAGAGGGAAUGUUUUUCUCUUGAGCCAGAUGUUUAUGCAUUGGCACCAUAUUUAGAUUUGCUAAAUCACAGUCCAAACGUUCAGGUAAAGGGUGCAUUUAAUGAACAGACUAGAAGCUAUGAAAUUCGGACAAAUUCGCAGUGCAAAAAAUACGAAGAAGUGUUUAUCUGCUAUGGGCCUCAUGAUAAUCAACGACUGCUACUAGAAUAUGGAUUUGUUGCCAUGAAUAAUCCUCACAGCAGUGUUUAUGUCUCAUCAGAUACUCUCCUCAAAUAUUUUCCACCAGUGGACAAGCAGAGAAAUGCAAAAAUUUCCAUUCUAAAGGAUCAUGAUUUCUUAGAAAACCUGACCUUUGGAUGGGAUGGACCAUCUUGGAGACUCCUCACAGCCCUCAAGUUGUUAAGUCUUGGAACAGAUGAAUUUACUUGCUGGAAGAGAACACUGCUUGGUGGUGUAAUUUCAGCCAGAAAUGAACAGCAGACUUUGACUAUAACAGCAAAAAUAUGCCAUUUUUUAAUAGAGGAGACACAGCAUGUCCUACUUCAGAUUUCCCAGUUGAAACGGAACAGAGAGAACCUCGGAAAACACCUGGCUUUGGUAGAAGCCCUGCGGUUGGAAGAUCUGAAGAUACUACAAAAAUCAGCUGAGAUUCUUUCUGACUUGAAUGGGGCAACAACUUGAUCCAUCUGGAGCUGUGAUAGCUGUGGAUGUUUAGAGCCAUGGAUGUGCCUUGCUCAACUGUUUUAAUGGACCUGAGCAGCAAGGAGUAAAGUAAAAAGUCAUCAGAAUAUGCCUAGUUCUGGUUCACAGAGGCCGCGGAAUCCUAUUUUGCUCUUUGCUGAUGUUUUUCAGUAAUACAAAACGUUAGCCCUAAUGCUAGGGCAGCACAGGUGGGUUUCAUCACAUCUCAUCCAAAUCACAGUGCUGGGGUAAUUUAAACAGCCCCAGGACUUCAGCAGUCCUAGACUUUACAGCUGCCUGUGUGACGAAAGCGUGGAUCAUAGGGUCAAGCAGGUACUUUGAGUGCUGGCUUUUGACAGAGAGGAAGAGGACAGAACCACUUAUAUUUGUUCAGUACUGAUCCUUUGCUUUUUCCCUGAUAUCUGUACACCAGGACUGAACGAUUCAUGUGGUGCCUUUUCAUUACUGGAGUAAUAGAUGUGGACUAGAGCGCAGGUUGGUCCCGUUGCGACCAAUUCCAAAACAUUCCCAUCACAGUUUCAGCCCAAGUGUUUCUCGAUCAUAAGGAACUGUGAAUUUCCCUCCUUUACUCUCAAAGCACCCUCCAAACUCACUAGUUCUUAUUCUGGUGACUCGUGCUGGGAAUGAAAACUGAAAGGAUAUAUCACUUUGAACUCUGCUUCUUGUUGGGAAGACCACCCAGGCAAUUAAUCCUUUAUCUCUUCAGUUCUGGUGAUCACACUGAGAAAUGUUCCCAUCCUGUCUGUAAAGGAAUGGUCUCAUGAGCUGCCUUUCAGUAUUAGUUCUACUUAAAUAGGGAGCUUGAUCUCCUCAUGUCAUUUAGAGAAGCGAGAGACUACUUCAAAGGACAUUACAGGGCAGGAUGCUUAUUUAAGUUGCAUAAACUUCAUUUAUAAUUGUGUUGUGAUUGUUUUCCAUUUUGAGGGGGAAACAUAUUUCAUAGAGUUUUUCGUUAUUAUUUUUAGGAUUUCUUUAAGAACCAUGUUUUUAAAGAGUGUUUAUUUUUGUAAAUGUAUUGGUUCAUUUUGUAAGAGAUUUAUCUUUUUUUGAAAUAGAUGAAAUUGUAUUCAGCAGUAAAGGCAUUCUAGGGAAUGAUAUAAUUUUAAGAAAAAAAUGCAACAAGUGAAAACUUAAGUAUUCAAGCUCAAACGUACUUCCAGACUUUCUUUGCUACCUUGUGAAGAAGAAUGUUGUUGUGUAAACUUGCGUGGAUUUGAAGAUUCCAGGCACUUUAUCUGCUGGUUUUUUUUUUUUUUUUCUGUGUUGGUCUGUUCGGGACAGGAAAUGUCUUGAUGUUGGAGCUCUGAGAAAGGCCUUUCCUAACUUAGAAGGAAAUGUUGGUUUAGAUUCAAAAGUCUGGGAGAGCAGAGAAGUGUAACUUCACUGUCACUCAGUUUCCAAAACCAAAAAUUCUUGGUUUUGAGGUGCUGUCUUCAUAACCUCUUCCUAGGAUUAGGAAAUUCUGAAAACAAGUAAUUUUCUGCCUUGUUUACUCUGAUGCACUGAGCCUCUUUUGUACUCUCUGACUUUCUCUAUUGUUCAUAUGGAGAUGCUGUCUGUGUGUGGUUGCUUUACAUUUCGCAGCUGAGGGCAGUGUGAAUGUGUUGGGAGAGGAACUGAAGUGCUUUCUGGAGCUAGAAGCACAUUUAUUAUGUCCUUUGGACCAGCUUAAUUUCAUAUUUGCCUAAACUGUGGCUUUAGCCCCUGUAAAUCACUUGGCACCAUGUUUUAUACUUGGGUCAGUCCCACUCUGAAGUACUUCCUAGGAUGAGACAACUGGUUUUGGGAAUGCAAGCUCUACAAGUCUCACCACAGUCCUCACCAGCUUGCAUAAGAGUCCUUCUGGACUACUGUACCUGGUGCUACAGAAGAGAUAGUGGGGCUGAGACCCUGAGCCUGUGACUGUUGCCCAUUGAUUUUGAUUCGGUCUGAAAAAAGGUCUACAGUAGUCAUGGAUGACAUGAAGAGGGUGGAUGGUGACUGAACAUUCACAGAAUUCACAGAAUGUUCAGAACUAAGGGCUUUCGAAGGAAGGUUGAAGAAGUCAGGUUCAAAACAAAUAGAAUGUGGUUACAUAUCCAAUGAUGUUACUACAGAAUAUGGAUACAAAAGCUGACAUGGGCGCAGAGCACAUAUGCAUGGAAGACAGCUGUUGGCAGUUACCAGCAGGACAACUGGCUUUGGUCUUAUUAGUCCCCUGAUCUCAAAGUACUUGAAGAUUGAGAGGGUAUUGAUGGCAAAUAUUGUAUAUGUUCAACCUGUGCUUGCUCUUUUAAGGUACUAAGCUAGAGGGAUCCUUGCUUUGAACAUAGCCAGCAGUUUUGAUAAUUAUAGUUGAACUGUUUGACCUCUUACUUUCUUUUAAUAGAAACUUUUUCAUGCUCUAAGAACAGAGAGCAUUUUAUAAUUUUAUAAUGAGAUAGUACCAGAGUUGAAGAAGAUGAGGAUAUU